Sardina pilchardus (European sardine) is the source of this 1910-nucleotide messenger RNA. It is a transcript of the gene nptx2a, whose product is annotated as neuronal pentraxin 2a. The transcript has 5 exons. The record is from RefSeq and is a predicted model, not a curated record. Lineage: Eukaryota; Metazoa; Chordata; Actinopteri; Clupeiformes; Clupeidae. Bases 152 to 1486 code for a protein of 444 amino acids.
UCUUCGGUUUUCUGAAAAGUAGUGGUAUGUCAGGUACCUCAUACUGUCUGUCUGUCACGAAUUUAUUUGGAGACGCGUCGCCAAUGUGGUCUUAACAAGGGCUAGAUUUGUAUCACAAGUAGACACCUGUUAGUCCGCACCAGCUGUCGGAAUGAUCACUCUCUUAAUAGGAAUUGUAUACGUUUAUGCGUUCGGGAAAGGGCAGGUCGCUCUCGCGAACGUUACAAAGGGCAACCGCUUUGUGUGCACUGCUGUGCCCGCGGGGGCUGAUCUCAGCUGCCCCGUGUCCGCAACCAACCGAGUGCAGAGCGCAAGUGCUCAGGAAGAGGAACUGAGGAAUACCAUUGUCCAACUACGGGAAACCAUUUUGCAGCAGAAAGAGACUAUCGUCAGCCAACAGGGAACCAUUAAAGAGCUCAACGCCAAACUUUCACGAUGUGAGGCUCAGGCUCAAGAUUCCCCGCGAGAGGGCAAAGGAAGGGGGCAAGGGUCGAGACGCAAGGACUUCAAUAAGAACACUAUGGGGGACCUUCCGCGGGAUCCGACUGAGACAAUAGAGCAACUUGGGAAGACCAUGCAAACGCUGAAGGAUCGCCUUCAGAACUUGGAGCAACAGCAGCAACUGCGCGUCAACGCCUCAGGUGCAACCUUUCCAAAUGAGCUGCGCGACCUUCUCAGGCGCCGGCUGAGCGAUUUAGAGAACCAGCUGCUGACUAAAGUGGCCGAGCUGGAGGAGGAGAAGGCGCAGCUGUACAACGAGACGGCUGCCCACAGGCAGCGCACCGAGAGCACGCUCAACUCCUUAUUGGAAAGGAUCGCAGAGCUGGAGAGAAGUAACAGCGCUUUCAAGUCUCCGGAGGACUUCAAAGUGUCUCUGCCCCUGCGCACCAACUACCUGUACGGCCGGAUCAAGAAGAGCCUGCCGGAGAUGUACGCCUUCACCGUCUGCAUGUGGCUCAAGUCCAGCGCCCGGCCGGGCAUCGGCACCCCCUUCUCCUACGGGGUCCCCGGCCAGGCCAACGAGAUCGUCCUCAUCGAGUGGGGCAACAAUCCCAUCGAGCUGCUCGUCAACGACAAGGUGGCUCAGCUUCCCCUCUCCAUCAGCGACGGGAGGUGGCACCAUAUUUGCAUCACCUGGACGACCAGAGACGGCUUCUGGGAGGCCUACCAGGACGGCGAGCGGCUGGGCGCCGGAGAUAACCUGGCCCCCUGGCACCCAAUUAAGCCUGGCGGAGUGAUCAUCCUGGGCCAGGAGCAGGACAUUGUAGGAGGAAGAUUUGACGCAACUCAGGCCUUUGUGGGAGAGCUGAGCCACUUCAACAUGUGGGAUCGCGUCCUGCGGCCAGUGGACAUCUCCGGCAUGGCCAACUGCUCCUCCUACAUGCCUGGCAACGUGGUGCCCUGGGUGGACGCUAACGUGGAGGUGUUUGGCGGCGCCACCAAGGCCGCCCUGGAGAUAUGCGAGGAUCGCCUGUUUGAUUCUUAAAGGGGGGCAAGUCUGCACUUUUUUUUUUAUUUUUUGUCGUUGUGGUUUUCGUUUGUUCAUUUUGAGGUCUGUCGUGGUGAGUUCACCUUCUUCUCUGUGCUGCUUUUCACACUUUUUUUGUGAGAAAAGGGUGACUCGCGCUCCAGAGUAUUCACUGUGUUCUUUCUGAAAACAUGAAACAAGGCAACUUUCACUGGUCUUCUUCUUGUCUUUUGUCCUUUUGUCUGUGUUAGCAGAUGUGAUGAAUGGCAAUCUAAAGCUGCUCAUUUUGAAGUUAAACUUUCUCUUCUGUCACCAGUUGGUUAGAUAUGCUUCUUCUGUGGCUCACGGUAAAUGAAAAAAAAGCAAAUGUUAGAAAGCUGUUUACAAUUGUGCAAUUUAUUUUUGUAUAUGCUUACACUUUAAUAUAUAUAUAUAUAUACUU